GUAGGGUUAUCUUACUGAUAACAGGGAGAACAGGUGCUGAAGGUCACUAUUAAUGGAGCAGCACAUGUUGGAGAACACACAACACACUCCAGCAUCAACUGUCUCUCUCUGACACACAGCGACACAGAGUGUAUACACAGAUCACUGUUCUACAGAGAGCAGGAAUGAAGCUGAAGCUGCCGAACCCGGGGCUGGAUCAGAGAAUCCCCUCCCACGCCGAGCUGGAGGAGAUGGAGGAGGUCCAGGCUGGAGAUCGUCCUCAGUGGGACAACAAAACUCAGUACAUGCUCACCUGCGUUGGAUUCUGUGUGGGACUGGGGAACGUCUGGAGGUUCCCCUACCUGUGUCAGAGCCAUGGAGGAGGAGCGUUCAUGAUACCGUUCCUCCUGCUGCUGGUUCUGGAGGGAAUUCCUCUCCUACAUCUAGAGUUCGCCAUUGGACAGAGACUGAGGAAGGGAAGCGUUGGAGUUUGGAGGUCCAUCAACCCGUAUUUAUCUGGUGUGGGUAUUGCAUCCAUGCUGGUGUCCUGUAUGGUCGGAAUGUACUACAACACCAUCAUCGCCUGGGUCAUGUGGUACUUCUUCAACUCCUUCCAGGAUCCACUGCCAUGGAGUCAGUGUCCCAUAAAUGAAAACAGAACAGACGUGGUGUCAGAAUGCGGCCGCAGCUCCUCUGUGGAUUAUUUCUGGUACAGAGAAACUCUGAACAUUUCGACUAACAUCGAUGCCUCAGGCGGGUUGCAGUGGUGGAUGGUUUUGUGUCUGAUCGCAGCAUGGACGGUUCUCUGGGUCUGCUGCAUCCGAGGCAUUGAAACCACUGGAAAGGCUGUCUACAUCACGUCCACUCUGCCCUACGUCGUUCUCACCAUCUUCCUGAUUCGAGGGCUGACUCUCAAAGGCUCUGUGGAUGGGAUUAAGUACCUCUUCACACCAGACUUAAAUGAGUUGGCGAAUCCGACCACGUGGCUGGAUGCUGGAGCUCAGGUGUUCUACUCGUUCUCUCUUGCCUUUGGAGGACUGAUCUCCUUCUCCAGCUACAACUCUGUACAUAACAAUUGUGAACAGGAUGCUGUUAUCAUCUCCAUCAUCAAUGGGCUCACGUCAGUUUAUUCUGCUAUUGUCAUCUACUCCAUCAUCGGCUUCCGGGCUACGGAGAAGUUCGACGACUGUCUCAAUGGGAACAUCAUGGCCCUGCUGAAUGCGUUUGAACUUCCCAUUGGAAACAUAACUGAGAGUAACUAUACGGAAGCUCUGCUGGAGCUCAACAGCACAGCACCUUCAGUAAUUCAGGAGCUCAAUCUCAAGACCUGUAAUUUGCAGGAUUUCCUCAGCCAGGGAGUAGAAGGUACUGGCCUGGCCUUCAUCGUGUUCACAGAGGCCAUUACCAAGAUGCCCAUUUCUCCUCUGUGGUCAGUGCUGUUCUUCAUCAUGCUCUUCUGCCUCGGCCUUUCCACCAUGUUUGGCAGCAUUGAGGGGGUCGUGGUGCCUCUGCAGGACCUGAACAUCCUCCCAAAGAGAUGGCCAAAAGAAGCCCUAACAGGAAUUGUUUGUUUGGUGUCCUUUGGAGUCGCUCUGAUCUUCACACAACGUUCCGGUGAAUACUGGCUCGCUCUGUUCGACGGAUUCGCCGGCUCCAUCCCCUUACUCAUCAUCGCCUUCUGUGAGAUGAUCGCUGUGUCUUACAUCUAUGGAAUAGACAGGUUUAAUGAAGACAUUGAGUUCAUGAUUGGACACAAGCCCAACAUCUUCUGGCAGGCCACAUGGAGACUCAUCAGUCCUCUCAUUGUUCUCGUUAUCUUCAUCUUCUACAUCAUCUCCACUGCCACCAAGGAGCUCACCUACAUCGCCUGGAACCCUGAAUCUAAAAACUUCCCCAAGUUAGAGGUUGUGCACUACCCCGAGUGGAUCAGUAUCAUCAUCUUCAUCCUUUCUGGAGUUCCUGCCCUGGUUAUUCCACUCGUCGCUGUUUAUAAAUUCAUCAAGAAACGCUGCUGUGGGAAAGACGACAAGCAGACACCAGAAAUACAAACCGUGUCUGGUCAAAUUCACACAGAAUUUAAGAAAGUGUAGAACUACAAACGGACCACCUUCACCGAAUGGGGACUCAACCGCUGUGUGCAGCGUUAACAGUAUAUUAUAGUAAUAUCUCAAACUGCAAAUUCUGUAAUUGUGUCAUAAAUCUGUGUGUCUCAAAGCUUUAUAAAGGAUCCUAACCUGCAUCAGUAGUGUUUGUUCACAUCGCUGUGAAAAUCUGUGUGGAAAUUACUGCAGAAUUCAGAAUGAGGUGUUGUUGUGUGACAGGAUCACUGAAGCAUGGUGGGGGGCUACUUUAAAGCUUUAGGUCUUUAGCUAUUCAUCACUGUUCUGUAGAAUUCUCUGAUAACACAGAAACAUUUUUAAUGUCUUCAACAAACCUUCUGAAAUCUAGCUCCAGUAGUCAGGUUUGUGUGGGAAUGUAGACUUCAUUACUGUAGAGUUAACAGUGUUUAUAUGUAAAUGUAUUGGUUUCUUUUUUUCUUGCAGUUUGUCACAGAUUUUAAGUAAUAAACUGAUUAAUUUUAUGCAGUAAAGAAAUAUGUGCAAUUAUAAUCCAAUUAUAAUCCAAUCCAAUUAUAAUCCAAUAAAAAUCCUUAUGAACUCA
Tachysurus fulvidraco (yellow catfish) is the source of this 2640-nucleotide messenger RNA. RefSeq names its product sodium-dependent neutral amino acid transporter B(0)AT1-like. The transcript is spliced from 12 exons. Lineage: Eukaryota; Metazoa; Chordata; Actinopteri; Siluriformes; Bagridae. The coding region runs from base 165 to 2069 and encodes 634 amino acids. Gene Ontology annotation, cellular component: plasma membrane. The record is from RefSeq and is a predicted model, not a curated record. Gene Ontology annotation, biological process: sodium ion transmembrane transport.